Pelobates cultripes (western spadefoot toad) is the source of this 9322-nucleotide messenger RNA. NCBI's taxonomy places the organism in Eukaryota, Metazoa, Chordata, Amphibia, Anura, Pelobatidae. The record is from the annotation of a GenBank genome assembly.
AGCAAAACUAUGUAUCAAAGAUAAGUUCUGAUGAUCAAAAUGUCGGGUAUCUCUGUGUCUGCAGCUUUGAAAGACCAGCUGCAAACUUUGUGCUUGAGAUCCUUCCCAUGUGGCUCUGGGAGCUGGGUAAUUAAUCACACUUACUAAGUGUUUCUAUGUUCAUGUAUUAGAGGAAUUCAUUACACAUAUAGAGGGGUUCAGUAAUGUAGUUGUUUGACUGCUGAUACUUACAAAGAAUAUGUUUUAAUGCAUUGCACAAAUUAAUAUGUUAUAUUACAUUUUUAAUCAAGACAUUGAUUUGCCCAGUAUUAAUGAAACCUUGUCAGAAUUGUUAACAGGAUCACAUUUGUAACUCUUAAAAUAUGCAGAAAAAUAUUUUUCUCAUUAUGAAAAUGUGAUUUAUAUUAGCAGUGUAAUGGUAAGAAAAAAAUAAUACAAAGACAAUACUGUAUAUCAUUAAACAAAUUUUCCUUUAAGAUUGUUUCCCCAUUUUAAACUACUUAAUGGGAGCACGAUCUUAAAGCCAAUACUUAAUCAUUGUUUUUAGCAGGCUUUAUUAAUAUCAGACAUCAAUGACAAAUCCUCCCAUCAGACAUCAAAUUUGCAUAGAUAAUGAACGGCAUCACAUAAUUGUCUAAGACAAAUUAAUCAUAAAAAAUGUGCAAAUAAAAUGUCUGUAAAAUCAAUAUUAAAAAACAUGAUUUAAAAAAAAUGGGGGAAAAAACACAUGAAUCUUCAUUGGCUACAAAGGCUAGUACUGCAGCUGGUACGGAGGGAAAAUAAUUGGGAAAAAAUAAAUAAAUAAAAUUUCUAUAUAUUUUUUACACUAGCCCAUUUACCAUUGGUUGGUGGAAAGUCUUCUCUGUGCAAAGUUGUUUACUAGUUAUUCUCUUAAUCCAUUCUUCUGACUCCUCCGUGCUUGUAGACUGUGUCUUUAAUAUUUUGGGUACUUGAGGUAGCAAUAUGUAUUACUGUUCUUACUAUUGUAUUAUGUAAUUAUCUUUCAGAUAAAGAUUGUUAAAAAAAAAAAAAAAAAACAUGAUUGAUAUGAUUCACACACAGGUUAUCCAAAGAUAUUCAAUGAUAUACAUUCCAAAUAGCUGAAAAAGUAUAACUAAGUAUAUAGUGUAGUGAGUUAUAAUAGCUAUUCCUCCACCUGCUUUGUUACAUUUGGGGGUCUGUUUUUACAGAGACCCCUAAAGUUGAUAUCCCCAUUUUCAUGUGCUUCAUUCUAGGGAUGAAGCUAAAAGUAGUUUUAUUUAUGUGAAGGUCACCCUUGUACUGCUUAAUUCCUUCUUCUGCUCCCACCAUUACAUGUGGUUGCCAUUUCUCCUCUUGAAUUCCGUAGAAAAAUAUAAUGUAAAAUGUUAAAUAAUUCAGAUCCAGGAAUUUGUCUCUUCCUAUUUUAAUGUUAUCUUGGCUGCACAUUUUUUUAUUUAAACUUUUUUUAUUACUUUCUAGGCACAUUCCUAUUUGAAAAAUGGCAAGUCUAUCUCAGUUGACCCACUAUUGGAAAUGGGAAACGACCCACAACGUGAAAGUCUGGAUGACUUGAAUGAUCUUGUAACCUGUGAUUGCUCUCCCUGGAAGUUGGAGGAUGGCUGUAGUCCUGAGAUCCAUCAUCUGAGACUGUUGGCCAUAAAAUGUCCUGAAAACAUCACUGACCAGUUUGUCUAUUCAUACUUUACAUCACUGAGGGUGGUAGAUAAAGAGGUGAGUUGAUUAACAUGCUAAUAGCAAAUGAGGAAAACUUUCAUCUGGGUUUCCUUAAAAAAAAAUACAAUCCCCCUUUAUAAUAUAUAGGAUUCAUCUAAUGCACUUUUAUUUUAAUUUAUCUACUUAUCAUAAUCAUUAUCCUUAUCAUUCUUAUUACAUUUUAAGAAAUGUGAAGUAACAGCUUUUUCUGCACAUUUUGAAGAUGUAAAAGUUGAGAGCCAACUAGACCUGCAGUUAUUUAAUAUGUGUGUGCAAGUUGUUAAAUGUGCUCGAGUUUGCAGUUGUUGGAGCUGUUGUUCCAUGCUGGCUGGUCGCAUGGAACAGCAGCUCCAACAACUUUCUGACUUUUAAGCUUAAAAAACUGAACUCUUGAACCUACCAGAUGACCUAAUGCGGUGGGCCAGCACAUGAGGAAGCACUGGACCUGGGGAGAGGCUUGCAAUUAAUGUUUUAGUCCCUCGGAGAGAUAUACAUCGUUCCUUCUGGAUGAGGCCUACUUGGGCGGUGAUUGAGGCGGACAGCCGCUGCCCCGGUAUCCAGCCGGACUCCCUCAGCUGGGCGGGUAGGUUUUUUCCGUGCAGUGAGUCUUUGGAUUGAGAAUACCAUGACUCUCAGACAAGUGAAUAGUGAAAAAAGAUGUAUCCUAAAGCAUCUUGAAUGUAGGUACCACUAACCAUCCUAGAGUUAUUAAUCUCAGCGUGGAUUGUAAAGAAAUCAAAGUUAAAUUACAAUUUUAGGAGAAAAUAAAUAGAUUACAAAACUUCUUAAAGUCAGCCAUGUUUUCAUUAUGGCUAUUUUGAUCUUAAAAAAAAUAUAACACUUUAGUUAAUGUGACAAAGUGCCCUUCGCCACUUGUGCCUGGAGAUGACUAUUUGCCAGCCUCCUGCCAUGUGACUAUGGUCCCUGGGAGACUUUACCAGUUAAAAACACUACUUGGACUUAUUAGUGUUUAAAAGACUGUUCUGGCCCUUUAAAUGGAACAGGCACAAUUCUACAAUCUUUACUAUGGCCCUUCGGAUUCAGCUGAGGUGCCGAAGUGGCCGCCACGUGUUCGAAUGUCGAAUGGCCAUUUUAAUUCACCUUCCCUGGAACUAACUCAUUCGACAAUUCGAAUGCACGGCGUUCGACAAUUCGAAUGGUUGCCAUUCGCCAAUUUGAACUAUAUUUAACAUGGUAAAUAGACGGGCCCAUUUUAAUUCAGCUGAAGUUUUACCUUCCCUGGAACUAACUCAUUCGACAAUUCGAAUGCACGCCGUUCGACAAUUCGAAUGGUUGCCAUUCGCCAAUUUGAACUAUAUUUAACAUGGUAAAUAGACGGGCCGCACAGCCUGAUUCUCUGGAACUGUAUUGGGCAUUAAAAUGUGAGUGCGGUCGGUCAAAAUAUGACUUCCAGCUAACCCCCAAACGGCUGAACGGAUUCGAAUGAUUUUUGGAUAUGUUUGUUCCCUAUGUAUGCUGAUUUAUGUAAAUGUGAUGUAUAAUGUUAAAGUUAUAGAAAGUGUGUAAAAUGUGUGUACGGUUAAUUAUGUUAUCUCUCAUGCUAAAGAGGGGAUGUGUGGGAUGUAACCAGUUGUGGACUGGAUAAUUCUUAAUUGCCUGUGGGUGUCUCCCUUGCAUUGGAGAAUUGCAUAAAAGCAGAGUCUGUGUCAUUAAACCCUAGACCCUUCCUUUCUUGAAACCUUGGCUCAUGCUUGGGGGGAUGGGAUAACUACACUCUGGGGAUUGCUAUAAUCACACUAUACUCCCCAGGGUAAGCUCUUGUAAGAGCUGUUCUUGUUCCUGCUUAACCCUCAAUCUAGAGUCUUGUCUCUUAUUGGGGGAAUUGCUAUAUCACUACAAGGGAUUGCUAUGCUCUGCAUGCUCCCUUGGCUAAUCAACUCUAAGCUCUUUUUUUAGAGCUAGUUCCUGCUUCGCUCUCUUGGAGGAGAGGUUCACCCACUGGAACCUGGAGCCUUGUCGUAGGUCCAGGGUGGGUAGGAGAUGGUGAGACCCCAACCAAGCUACGGUGGUUCGUGGGGUCUGUGGUGGUUGUGGUGUCUGGCGGAGCGCUUUGAGCCCUCGGGAAGCGCUAGGAGCAUCUAGUAACGGAGGUACACAGUCGGGGUGCCAGGUGGUCCGUUACAGUUAAUAACCAUUUAAAUCUCCUAUUCAUAAUUCCCAAACCCACAUGACCCUAAUCAGUCAUUAUCCCUAAGACUUCCUAUUUCUAAGAGUGUGAAAUCAGUACUGCAGUUGGUUGUAGAGGAAGCCAGUAGCACUGGUAGUAGUGGAGGCCACAAGAUACUGGUAGCAUCUAAAGGUGGGUCCAUGUACAGCAAGGAUGCUGUUUCUUACAUACUGGAAGAGUGCAAUGUUUGCUUUCCUGUAUAAGGUAAGCACAAGGAACUUCAUUUAGCUGCUACAAUGAGUAGGGCUUGCAUGUCUUUUUUAAAGGAUUGCUGCUGGUGUUAGUGCCAAGGAAAUGGCCUCGUGAGUUAAAAAUGUCAUUUGCUAUUUAUUAAUGAUUUGCACCCUUCUAUUUGUUUUUACUACUGUCCCUUGAAGGGGCAACUUUAGUCAGACCCAUGGAUUCUUCUGCAGUUUCUGAAAGGUACACAGUAAAAAGUAAGGACUGGAAGCUCGUUACUCAUGUGUUUUCCAAAUAAUUAAAUAAAUUGCUUAUACACAAGUGUAAUGCAUAAAUUAAACCUAUAUGUUUUUGUGGAUAAAAGAGCACUUUUAUGUUGUAAACAACACAUAUUUUUAAUACACUUGCCAUUUGUUAAAAAAAACAUAUUUGCAUUUCAGAGCCCCUUAGUACUCUGGAUGUAUAUUAACAACUAGCUGCAAUCUGCUGUUUUGGCUUGUAUUCGAUUAGCAGCUUUUCUCCAAUGAAGUCAGGCCAUUCUCUGCAAAAUGCAUGAGAAUGAGAAUUGCACGAGAUGCGAACUUUGUUAGGGUAGAACAGAAGGUUCAUCGUGGAAGUAGAAUUAAAGGAUCACUAUAGGGUCAGGGACACGAACAUGUAUUCCUGACCCUAUAGUGCUAAUCCCACCAUAUAGGUGGCUUGCCCCCCUAUAAAAGUUUAAAACUCACCUUAUUUCCAGCGCCGCGUGGGUCCGCCGGCACUGGCUCCGGCCCCUUUGUGACAUCAUCAAAAUGGCAGAUUUUUAGCCAAUUCAAUGCUUUCAAUGGAUUGGCUAAAAUCGGCACGGUGGCGGGGCCAAAUGCCAUUUUGCCCCAUCAGGACCUCCUCAUAGAGAUGCAUUGAAUCAAUGAAUCUCUAUGAGGAAAAUUCAACGUCUCCCUGCAGAGCGUGGGGACGCUGAACAUCAGGGCUGCUUACUGUGCAGCCCUGAGCCAGGAAGCCCCUCCAGUGGCCAGGGCUGGACUGGCCCACCGGGAUACCAGGAAAUUUCCUGGUGGGCAACGGCACCCGGGGCUGGGCUGACAGCCCUAAUCAGUGAUCAGGCUCCUGUAAUCCCGGCCGGCUAUAUGUGAGCUGUGCGGCCGCACAGGGCCCCAUGGGAGCAGGGGGAGCCAGGCGGCCGGCACAGCUCACACAUGGCUGGCCGGGAUCAUUAAAAAAAAAAAAAAAGAAUUGUGGCGGGGCGGAGCUAGCAUGCGGCAGGGCGGAGCUUGUGUGUGACUGUGUGUGUGUGUGACUGUCUGCCUGUGUGUGUGACUGUGUGUGUGACUGUCUGCCUGUGUGUGUGUGACUGUCUGUGUGUGUGACUGUGUGUGUAACUGUCUGCCUGUGUGUGUGGCUGUCUACCUGUGUGUGUGGCUGACUGCCUGUGUGUGUGUGACUGUCUGCCUGUGUGUGUGUGUGUGGCUGUCUGCCUGUGUGUGUGUGACUGUCUGCCUGUGUGUGCAUCUGCUAGUGAGAGAGCGAGCGAGCUUCUGUGUGUGUGUGUGUGCGCACAUCUGCUAGUGAGGGAGCCUCUGUCUGUGCACGCCUGCUAGUGAGUUUGUGUGUGUGUGUGCCUGCUAGUGAGUGAGCUUGCAUGUGUGUCAGUGAGCUUGUCUGUAGGGAUCAUAUGUGUGUGUGUGUGUGCGUGUUAGUGAGCUUGUCUGUAAGGAGCAUGGGUGUGUCGGAGCCUGUCUGUGGUGAGCAUGUGUGUACAGUGAGCUUGUCUGUAGCAAGCAUGUGUGUGAUCGUGAGCUUGCCUGUAGUGACCAUAUGUGUGUCAGUGAGCAUGUGUGUGUCAGUGAGCUUGUCUGUAGUGAAUCUGUGUGUUAGUGAACUCUUCUGUAGGGAGCAUGUGUGAGUCACUGGCAGUGUUUACAUGAAAAUGCCGGAAGGGAGCUAUUAGACUCACCAGAAUAACUACAUUAAGCUGUAGUUGUUCUGGUGACUACAAUGUUCCUUUAAAGGCAUUUUCCCUCUAAUUUAAUUUUUAUUGCGAAAACUAUUUCUACCCUAAUACAAUGAGUUUAGGCUAGGCAGCAGGCUUCUGCAAGCUUUGUACACAUGGUUUGCGGCUGGGUCCUUAGACUUUCACAACUAAUUUAUACAUAAAGUUGGGCAAGAAGGAGAUGAGUUAAAUCACUGCUACUUUUAAUAUUCACUACUUCGCUUUUAUUAUUAUAAUUAAUAUUUAUAAAGUGCCAACAAAUUCCGCAGCACUGUACAAUAUCGAUCGGUGUAUCCCCUAUUGUGCUUUGAACUUGUUUGUGCAACAAAUCAGCUAUUUAACCACUGUACACAUUUGGCUUUCAAGAGUUGUAACACAAGUUUAUAGAAGUAAUUUGUUUUCCUCAUCAUUGAUUAUUGCCAUUUUUUACUCUUCUACAGGUGAGUGACGUGGAUGAACACCUGCUCAGAUUCCAUAAUUUAAAAGAACUGGUUUUAAGUGUCAAUAAAAUAAAAACUGUACAUUCAUCUAAUCUUCCAAGGACAUUAAAGGUGAUUAUCUGACAUUUUUGUAAUUGUUACUGCAGAAAUUGUUGCAGUAAAUGGAGAAAUUUAAAUCACCUUUAUUAAUCCUCUACAUUUUGAAUAGGUGCUGGAGCUCUGUUCAAAUCAGAUUUCAAGCUUGAAGGAACUGAGUACAAACCCUCCUCCCACACUACAACAUCUGGGCCUCGCUUAUAAUAAGAUUCAAUGUUCCUCUGAAAACAUGUACUUAACAGCAGAGCAGUGGUAGGUAUAACAUUGUGAUUGUUAGUAUUACUAUAAACUCUUUUAAAAGUAAUAUAUAGGCUACAAAAUGUAUAUUUUUAAUGCAGAAUCCCUUCCUAGCUGUCUAAAUUAAUUUACUUUAAAGGAACACUACAACGUUAGGUAUCAUGGUUAUAAACAACCCAACAUGCAGUAUAUAAAUUCACCAGAGAAACCUAGGCAGGUAUACCGAUCCUUAGAGUGGCUGUGUUAAACGAGCAUACUAGGUAACAGAUAGGAAGGUCAAAACAAGUUAAGGUCAAAGGGAAAUCAGGGUACAGGUAUAUUAGAGACAAAGCCCGUCGGGGAUUUCUGAAAUCAGAAUAGUCAGGGAAGUAAAAAAAAAAAAAACAGAAUAAACAAGAGAAUAAUAUAAAUGUGCUACUGGGACACUAAAGAUCCACAACAGGGCACUGUGCACUUGCCAAAUCACAUUUUUAUAGGCUGUGGCUGUAAUUAUGGUAACCACACCCCCAAUACUUAAGACAGCUGUGAAAAUGACGCAAAUCAGCACCAGUUAGGUCAUGACUCCAGGGCGUGUGCAUUGCAUCAUUAAAAUGAAUUUGAACACAGCUGCUAGGUCAAAUGAGGGAGCAGGAACUGGGGAGAUGGCGGUCCGCUGGAUCGGUGUGUCAUGUGAUCUGCGUGCCUCUAGGUUAAGAAGUGGCAUGCUGACAUUAGGGAAUUACAAAUGUGUAGCCAUUUAGAUGACCUGCCCUCCCUCUGAGUGAAAAGGUAGUUUACUCUAUGUAACCCUCUGAUAGAAAUAGCAGAAUUUUACUCCUAUUUCUGUUGAAACACCUAGUGGCUCUAGAGUAAUUUAAACCUUGCACUGUAAACAUUACCGCUCUGCAGGAACAGUAAUUUCUGUGGAAACUCCUCUAAUGGCUGUCAGAGUGACAACCACUAUGUGGCGAAACCGACCUCGCCACUGGGCAUUGUAGAAGACUGAUUGCCAGCCUCCUGCCAUGUGACUAUGGCCCCUGGGAUGUAUUGCCCUUUAAAGACAUGAUUUGGGCAUAAUGGAUUUGUGUUGUGCUGCUGCUGGCCCUUUAAGAACCAUCUGGGGACAUACUGUGGAGUUACUGGGUGGCCACCAUUUCCUGUAUCAGAGGCACAUGGUGAGAACAAUGGAUGAAGCACAUGGUAAGAACAAUGGAUGGCGGCCAUUUUAACUCACAGACACUGUUUGGACUUUUCAACACUGUGCCAUCUCGCCGGUAUUUGGUGCACAGAGACAUCGUGCAGUGGUUUUGGACUAUACAACAGGGGACACAUUAUACAGUAAUUGUUUUUCAUUUAGCCUGCAUAUGUUCUGUGGAAUCUGCAUUAAACUGUAUCUUCCAAAGUACUGAACGGAUCUGGGUGAAUUUUGGAUAUGUGGUUCACCCAGAUCCCCUGGUUCCAAGGAUAUACUUUUUAUGGGGUUAUUGAAUGUUUUGGGGUCCCUGUGAUGUGUUUUAUGAUACUGUAUUUCUCUGCCUGUGAUAAUUAGAUUAACCAUUGUGUUCAGUAAUCAUAUCACAGGCAGAGGGGAGGAUUUUGUGUGGGAGUGUCUGUGUGUAUUGUACAGAUUGAUUGGUUGUUCUGUAAAACCCUGUGGGCAGUACUAAGUUUGUGGAUUGGGAAUAAAAGAGGCUGUAUGUGCCAGUACAGUCAGUUCUGCUUGACCUCAAAACGAAGUGUCGUCUCGUUAUUGGGGGAAUUGGAUUGUAUGCUGAUUGCCAGGAGUGUAAGCUGAUUGUAUGCUUUUCCUGUUCAGCUGCUUACAGCAUUCAUAUGCUUGAGAGGAAGUGCUAGGAGCAUCCUUCAACGGAGGUACCCAGUCGGGGUGCCAGGUGAUCCGUUACACACUAUAUUACACAUUGUGUAAAUACGAAUCAUGGUUUAGUAGAUAUACCUCUGAUAAAAACUUUUUUAAUUGGGGGUAAAUCUAAAAACAGCUUUCAAAACCUGUAGUUCUCGUGUCUGCUGCAUACUGGAAUCCAUUCCCUCAGAAGAACGUCCACACUAUAUUAGACGACUAAUCUCAUCAGUGUUACCUACAAGACAAGUUAAGCACUUCUCUUUUGAUGGCAUAUAUAGGAUUAACAAAUCUCUACAAGCACCUUACAUUGCCUCCGUGAUGUUAUUCUACUAUGUCAGAUGCUAGCCAAAAGACAAGGCUUGAUGAAAGCACUUAAGGGAACGACACCUUAUAGGUUUGAGACUUGUAAUAUCACAUUUUUCGAAGACCUGAGCAGAUCCACGUUACCUUCGUGUAAAUCUAUGCAUUCAAUAGCCAAAACAUUUUAAACUGCAAGACUUGCAUGUUAAUGGUUCACUCCCAGGUCCAUAUGGGUUCUUAAAGACAGGAACUCAUAUAAGGCUUCUGAACCUACAGAAGGUUCAGCCUUUAUAGCAGCACUGGGCGUAGCAGACUACAUACCAGAAAUGCUGAGACCACCUUCCAACCAUUCAUAG